CAGGGAUGUGACGUCCGUUUGAACAUUGCCCACGACAACUGUCAAGGUUAAGUUUAUUUCCGACUGGUAUGCUAUAUAAGAUCAAAACAAAGCAAUGUUUACUAAAUUCAAAUCUAGGCUCACUCAAACCACAGACAAAGUUGAUGGACAGCAACAACUAGUUAAAACGUGACUAAAAGGAUGAUAGUCACUUAUUAACACUAUAUUAGUCACCCACACUUGAAAUAAGAAAAACACGAUUCCUCGACUACAAAUAGGUACAAGACUGGGAAUCUACAAGCAUCAGACAUCGUUUAUUUGAUUUUUAUAUUCGUUGCAUCAAAAGCAGCUAAUGAUGUUUCGUGUUAUAGCGGGGCUCGUUAUUCUUUUGAGUUUCGUUGAUUCCUCACUAGGGCGCAAUUUACCAUCUGACGUCAAUGAAAAAUACAAAGUCGUCUGCUACUACACGAAUUGGGCCCAAUAUCGCCCAAAUGGCGGGAAAUUCUAUCCUGAAAACAUAAAUGCGAAUCUCUGUACCCAUGUCGUAUAUGCAUUUGCUAAAAUGGUAAAUGGACGCCUGGCACCAUUUGAGUGGAACGAUGACUCGACUAGUUGGUCCAAAGGCAUGUAUCAGAGGGUUAAUGAUCUCAAGAAAAAGAAUCCAUCUUUGAAAACGCUUAUUGCUGUUGGGGGUUGGAAUAUGGGCUCAGCACCGUUUACAGCAAUGGUCGCAUCCCCGCAAUCUCGAAAAAAGUUCAUUGAUCACGCCAUCCGAUUUCUCCGUAACAGGGGAUUUGAUGGUUUAGAUAUUGACUGGGAGUACCCUGGAUCAAGAGGGAGUCCGGUUGUUGACAAGCAGCGAUUCAUUGCACUUAUCAAGGAACUUCGCGAAGCAUUCGAAGAUGAGUCGUCAACGAGUAAACACGAUCGCCUAUUAGUCACAGCCGCAGUUCCUGCUGGAAAGGGAAACAUCGACAGAGGAUAUGAUAUACCAGCAUUGACAAGGUAUUUGGAUUUUAUUAAUUUGAUGGCGUACGAUCUUCAUGGCAGCUGGGAACCAUUUACAGGACAUAACAGUCCUCUUUAUUCACGAUCUGAUGAAACUGGAAACCAGAAGAACCUCAAUCAAGCGUGGAGUGUCGAUUAUUGGUUGUCUAAAGGGGCUGAAAGAAGUAAACUGAUCCUAGGAAUGGCAUUGUAUGGAAGAUCAUUCACCCUGGCAAACAGUGCCAACUUCCAACUUGGAAAACGAACAACAGGACCCGGAACUGCAGGACAAUUUACCAGACAAGCUGGGAUUUUGUCGUAUUAUGAGAUAUGUCAGAAAGUUUCCAGUGGCUGGACCAAAAGAUGGCACGACGAACAGCGUGUUCCUUAUGCUCAUCGUGGAAAACAAUGGGUCGGCUACGAUGAUCCCCAGAGUAUCGCAGAGAAGACAGCAUAUUUGAUGCGGAACAACUUGGGAGGGGCAAUGGUUUGGGCGUUAGAUUUCGACGAUUUCCAAGGCAGAUACUGCAAUCAAGGAAAAUACCCUCUUCUCAAAAGAAUCAACUCAGUGUUGAAUGGCCAAUCUGGAGGUACUUCUACUACCAUACGACCGACACAAGGAGACAGAAGUACAACAUUCCCAGCCACUAUUGCCUCUACUAGUCACAAACCAAAUACUAGUCUUCUACCAGUAACCCCUACGCUGUCCAGGUCAUCAAAAUUGCCAUCAACCACUCAGGAGAGCACUGAAAGGCCGACUGCUCAAUCGACCAUUGAAUUGACUACUCCAUCAAUCGGGACAACCACAUCCAGAGUGCGCUUCGAAUGUCCCCGCUUCCGCCAGAGGGCACCGCUAUACCCCGAUCCAAAUAACUGUUCCAAGUAUUAUCAAUGUGUUUACAUCAGGAAUCGCUACAUUCGGUCUUUCCAUCGAAAUUGUGCACCAGGAACCGUUUUCAACCCUCGACGAAAACUUUGCGACUUUCCUCGAAAUGUUCGAGGGUGCCACUAAACAUUAAUGAUUAAUGAACUGAUUUGGAAUUGACAAUGAUGAUAUUAGUCUGGACAGAAACGAUGCACAUUUGCAGUAUUUUUUGCUUUAUACAUUUUUCUAUACCAUUUUUAUAACUUGCUUUAUAUUUGUUGUUAUGUCUC
Messenger RNA from Owenia fusiformis, 2121 nucleotides. NCBI's taxonomy places the organism in Eukaryota, Metazoa, Annelida, Polychaeta, Sabellida, Oweniidae. The record is from the annotation of a GenBank genome assembly.